CACAGAAAUUAGGACAAAUAGAUAUAAAUUCAAUGAAACAAUAUUCUUUUCAUCUAUUCAAUAAUGAAUGAAUCAGUCUAUUAUUAAUAAUAAUUUAUGCUGUACAGUAUUAAUAUAAAUAUAAAUAAAUAUUGCUAUGUACACUAGAAAAAAGUGUUUACAUAAACAAUUUAUUACAUCAAAAUAUAACAUUCAAUAUACAUCAACUAAAUUAAUAUUAUAUAACUGGAUGAAUUCAAAAGAAAAUCAUUUAAGAGAUUUUGAUAUGACUGCGGGAGAGAUAAAUAGAUUAAACAAACUAGAAAGGAGAAAAUAUUCAACAACUCGUUUUAAGAAACACAGUGGCAAAAGAAAUACAACUCAAAAUCAAUGUAAUACAAAUAAGGUUUUGAAUAAAACAAUUCGACAACAGAAGGAUGUUCUGAUAGAUCGACCAGUUGAAACAAAGACGUGUAAUAAACAGAACUUGGGGAAACCUAUUAAAGGUUCUUCAAUGUUUAAUAGUUGUUUAUUCUAUUUGUAUUUAACACAGACUAUCCACUUAGAUUCUUGUCAUGUGAACCACUACAGGCAUGUUCAUUGUUUCAAUUCACCGUUUGAAACAUUUGAGAAGAACAAAUAUGUGACAAAUGUUGAUCAUGCAAAUCGAUCUUGUUUUUCUAAACGUUAUGAAAUGAGAAAAAAUGAAUGUUCAUUUGAAAAACUGAAAAAUCUAUGGAAACAACAAUUUGAUCAAUUCAUUCUGCCUGUUCCAACAAGACGUAAUACUGGUACAAAUAGAACUACAUAUACAGAAAAAUCUACUAUCACCAAUCAGAAAAAGGAAACCCUCGAAAUGUCUCCUCAAGUAAAGAACCCAUCAAACAAUCAAUCCGAAGAGAUCAGUCAACAGUUAAGCCUAUCCAAAUCAUUUAGCUCCUUAUGCUCUUCGAAAUAUGAAGUUAGAAGCUAUCAAGAUUAUGGUGAAAACUUCCUAAAAAACUUUGAAGAUAAGUAUACAUUUAGUGAUUCAUCAAAUUUAACUGGAUCAACGAUUUACCUAUAUUGUUCAACAUGUAGUCAGAUUUUCUCAUGCAGAAACAUUGAUGAAUUAAAACAACUGAAUUUACUUGAAUCUAGCUCAUCUUUAUCUUCUUACAACUUGACCUCUGAGGACGAAGAUAUCGAAAGUGAGUUUGUUUUCGACGAAUCAUUUCCAUCAUACUGGGAAUAUAUGAACCCAUCAUAUGAAUGGAUCAAAUCUUCACGUCCUGUUUCUGCACCACCAAUAUUGACUUAUUCAUCAAAGAAAUCAGCAUAACAGUUGAAACAAUAAACUAAUUCUAACCAAUAACUUUUAAUUUCAGUUCAUAUUCCGCUAACUUAUGAAAUGUUUCUUUUUAAAAAACCAGUAGUACUUCACGCAA
Messenger RNA from Schistosoma bovis, 1406 nucleotides. Lineage: Eukaryota; Metazoa; Platyhelminthes; Trematoda; Strigeidida; Schistosomatidae. The record is from the annotation of a GenBank genome assembly.